Molecule: messenger RNA, 971 nt
Organism: Impatiens glandulifera
Lineage: Eukaryota; Viridiplantae; Streptophyta; Magnoliopsida; Ericales; Balsaminaceae
Product: 60S ribosomal protein L6-like
Exons: 4
Coding region: 94-789 (231 amino acids)
Biological process (GO): cytoplasmic translation; ribosomal large subunit assembly
Cellular component (GO): ribosome; cytosolic large ribosomal subunit
Molecular function (GO): structural constituent of ribosome; RNA binding
Source: RefSeq, a predicted model, not a curated record
AUUUCAUUAUCCCCUCUUCUUGUCCCUCGCCUCUCUCGCUCAACAACUGCAGGUUCUUUCGAUUUGCAGGAAAAAGGUAGAGAAUUUGCAGCGAUGGCUCCAAAGACACCGCGAGUGACCAGGAACCCGGAAUUGAUCCGGGGAGUGGGCAAAUUCUCCCGUUCUAAGAUGUACCACAAGAGAGGACUCUGGGCCAUCAAGGCCAAGAACGGCGGCGCCUUCCCUCAACACGAGAAGAAGCCAGUCGAAGUUAAGCCUUCUGUCAAGCCACCCAAGUUCUAUCCCGCCGAUGAUGUCAAAAAACCCAUCGUUAACAAGCGCACACCCAAACCCACAAAGCUAAGGGCUAGCAUUACUCCAGGAACAGUGUUGAUUAUAUUGGCUGGACGAUUCAAGGGAAAGAGAGUUGUGUUUCUGAAGCAGCUUGCUUCUGGGUUACUUUUUGUCACUGGGCCAUUCAAGAUCAAUGGUGUUCCACUGAGACGUGUUAAUCAAUCGUAUGUGAUUGCUACCUCUACUAAGGUGGACGUAUCUGCUGUGAACGUUGAUAAGUUUGAUGAUAAGUACUUUGCAAAGAAAACUGAGAAGAGGAAGAAAAAGGUUGAAGGAGAAUUCUUUGAGGAAGAGAAAGAGGAGAAGAAUGUCUUCCCACAGGAAAAGAAGGAUGAUCAGAAAACUGUGGAUGCAGCUUUGCUACAAUCUAUCGAAGGUGUUUCAGAUUUGAAGGCAUAUCUUGGUGCCAGAUUCUCGCUUAAGGCUGGCAUGAAACCUCAUGAUCUCGUAUUUUAGAGGGGAAAUGUUAUGCCUUGGUCAUUUAUCCUUUGUUUUUCUUUCUUAUCUUGUUAGCUUUUAUUUGAUUGAUAUAAUGGAUUUCAUGUGAAGUUUUGUGGUCUGAGAUUAUAACAUGGAACUGAGUUUCCUUCAGGAUCUUAAGCUUAUUUCUGAGGUAUAAUAUUGAGAGGAUUUUGUCA